UGCGUGCCCGCCGAACGCUGCCUCUACCGCCGCCUCUUUCAGAGCGGCAGCGCGCUGCUAGUCUCCUGUGAGCCGCAUGCACACGCUCCUCCGUAACCACCGGUACCAGAGUGAUAUGUUCAGAUCCGGGGAUAUCGGGGGGAUUUUGGGACGGAAAGACUCUUUCCUGGACCUCUAAACAUCUCUUCGCCCUCCACCUUCACCGCUGUGCGCUGUGUCCCCGGCGCUGUUUUUACGCAGCGGAGGCGUCGCUGAUUUACCCGCUAAAGGGAGAAACUCAACAGUUGUUGCUGCUUAUUGUUUGCAUGUCGACGGGCACCUUACUACAAUGUGGAGGCUACUGCAAUCGUGUUGUUGCUGCUGGUGGAUUUUCUCUCUUAUCCUGCCUGCCUGCGUGCUGCUCUGGGCCGACUGUCAUCCCGCGCUGACAGGAAGCCAAGCCGAGUCCCAAGCCCCGAUCCAAGGCCUUCACAGGGCCGCGGCCGGAGCGGUACGACGCCGGAGAGCCACCGAGGAGACCUACUGGGCCUACUCAGGUAUAUAUGGGCCAAAUGAAGGAUGGUCGUCAGCCUACCCAGAAUGCAGAGAGAGAAACCAAUCACCUAUCAACAUCGUCGACCAGGAUACCAAAAUAUCCACAGAGUAUCAGGAACUGACACUGGAGGGCUUUGAUGCUGAAUCCUCCAAUAAGACAUCCAUGAAGAACACCGGAAAAACAGUGGCCAUUAUAUUAAAGGAUGAGUACUUUGUUCGGGGAGCAGGCCUACCAGGGAGGUUUAAGGCAGAAAAAGUGGAGUUUCAUUGGGGUCCUAACAAUGGAUCUGAAGGUUCCGAACACAGCAUUAAUGGUCAUCGUUACCCUGUGGAGAUGCAGGUGUACAUGUACAACUCAGACGACUUUGACAGCCUGAGUGCAGCUCUGAGGGAGCAGAGGAUCAUCGCUGCCAUGGCCGUCUUCUUCCAGGUGGGAGGGAAGGACAACCCCGCUGUGGACCCCAUCAUCCACGGCCUGAAGGGAGUGGUGCAUCAUGAAAAAGAAACUGUCCUGGAGCCCUUUGUGCUGAAGGACCUGCUGCCCUCCGCCCUGGGAAGUUACUACCGCUACACCGGCUCUCUGACCACUCCGCCCUGCAGCAAGGUGGUGGAGUGGAUCAUCUUCAGCAGACCCAUCUACGUCUCCUACAAACAGUUGGAAGCGUUCUACUCCAUCUUCACCACAGAGCAGCAGGACCAUGUGAAGUCAGUGGAGUAUCUGCGCAGCAACUUCAGGCCCAUCCAGAGUUUGGACAACCGCCACGUCUUCAAGUCAGCAGUGAAGGACGCCUGGAUGCCCGACCUGACGGACAGCAGCGGGCCGUACGGCACGGAGGCUUCCAGAGCAUGCAGCAGUGCUCCCAUCAACAUGAAGGUGCAGCACGUGAACGUCAGUGCUCUGGUGGUGCGCUGGGCCCGUCCAGAGGUCACCUACCACCCCCCCAUCCUCCACUUCCUGGUGUCCUACAGCUGGACCACCCACGACGACAGCUACGAGGAGACGCACCUCACCGACGCCAAACACAAACUGGAGGCCCUCAUUUCUCCCGUCUCCCCCGAUGUGCUGUACCUGUUCAGAGUGCAGGCCAUCUGCAUGAAUGACAUGCGCAGUGACUUCAGCCAGAGCAUGCUCUUCAGAGCAAACACCACAAGGAUCUUUGAGGGGACGAGGAUCGUGAAAACUGGAAUGCCCACCGUGUCUCCAGCCUCCUCAGCGGACAUGGCCCCCAUCUCCUCCGGCUCGUCCACUUGGACUUCCUCAGGAAUCCCCUUCUCCUUCGUCUCUAUGGCAACAGGAAUUGGCCCGUCCUCCAGCGGUAGCCAGGCGACAGUGGCCUCGGUGGUGACCAGUACUUUGCUGGCCGGCCUGGGCUUCAGUGGCGGAGUGAUCUCCUCCUUCCCCAGCUCUGUUUGGCCGAGCAGAGCACCAUCCAACAACCCCCCCUCCGCUCGCCACACCUCUGAACCUAACAAACCCACCAAAGAUGCUUCUGCCGUCACCACGGCCGCAGACACAGAUAACAGCAAGGCCGGGGGGGAGGACAGAGAGAACAGCAAAGGUCAAGGAGAGGACGGAGAGAGGGAAGGAGAGGAUAAGGAUGAAGAGGAGGAAGAAGAAGAAGAGAAAGACAAGAAGAAGGGGAGGAAGGGAUCAGGAGGUAUGGGAGCAGCAGGGAGGAAGGACAGCAGGACAGCGGUGAAAGAGACGCCCAGCGAGACACCAGACGCCACUGCAAAGGAGAAAGAACCAGAUCUAAUGAACACGCCUCCUGAUGAAGAUACCCACCUGGAGGUGUCCACCCACAAUCUGCCUGAGCCUCACACCCCCACCCCCUCAGAGGCAGCCGUUCAGACAGGAGAGCCCCCCUCCCUGAAGGACCCGGCAGCCACACGCAGACCCAGCCCAGGGGGGGACAGGAAGCACGGGCCUGUCUCCAUCCACACUGACCGUCCAAGUGCCGUGACCAACCUGACCCACCAUGCAGGCCCGGGGGCUGGGGGGGUGCUGAGCCGUGUGGAGUGGCUGGUUCCUCUGGUGGUGGUCUCAGCUCUGACCCUCCUCUGCCUCACCCUCCUGCUGGCUGUGCUGCUCUACUGGAGGCGCUGUUUCCAGACGGCCCACUUCUAUGUGGAAGACAGCGACUCCCCCAGGGUGGUCCCCAACGAGACGAACCCCGUCAUCCCCAUUCCAGAUGACAUGGAGGCCAUUCCAGUCAAGCAGUUCAUCAAACACAUCUCUGAACGCUACUCCAAUAACCAACACGGAUUCUCAGAAGAUUUCGAGGAGGUUCAACGGUGCACUGCAGAUAUGAAGCUCACGUCAGAGCACUCCAACCACCCCGACAACAAGCACAAGAACAGAUAUAUCAACAUAAUAGCCUACGACCACAGCAGGGUGAAGCUGAGGCCGCUGGCUGGGAAGGACUCCAAACACUCAGACUACAUCAACGCUAACUAUGUGGAUGGUUUUAACAAGCCUAAAGCUUACAUCGCUGCCCAGGGACCCCUCAAGUCCACCUUUGACGACUUCUGGCGGAUGGUGUGGGAGCAAAAUACCGGCGUCAUCGUCAUGAUCACCAACUUAGUGGAGAAAGGCCGGAGAAAAUGUGACCAGUACUGGCCGACAGAGAACAGUGAAGAGUACGGCAACAUGCUGGUGACUCUGAAGAGCUCUAAAGUUCACGCCUGCUAUACGGUGCGCCGCUUCACUCUUCGGAACACUAAAGUCAAAAAGGGUGGGAAGGGGAGCGGGAAGGCGCGGGCGCAGAGUGAGCGGACGGUGUUUCAGUAUCAUUACACCCAGUGGCCCGACAUGGGGGUCCCGGAGUACACCCUGCCCAUCCUCACAUUUGUCCGCAGGUCCUCCGCUGCACAGCUGCCUGACAUGGGAUCCAUGCUGGUCCACUGCAGUGCUGGAGUGGGUCGGACCGGGACCUACAUGGUGCUGGACAGCAUGCUGCGGCAGAUCAGAGACAAGAGCACAGUGAAUGUUCUUGGCUUCCUCAAACACAUUCGUACCCAGCGCAACUACCUAGUCCAGACUGAGGAGCAGUACAUCUUCAUCCACGAUGCCUUGAUGGAAGCCAUUCUGGGGAAGGAGACAGAGGUGGCAGCGAGCCAGCUUCACAGCUACUUCCACAACAUCAGGACACCAGGGAGGAGCGGGCGCACACAUCUGGAGAGACAGUUUAAGUUGGUAACACAGUGUAAUGACCGAUUCAUGGAAUGCUUCAACGCUCAGAAGGAGUGCAACAAAGAGAAGAAUCGAAAUUCCUCUGUGGUGCCAUCGGAACGAGCGAGGGUCGGCCUGGCACCUCUGCCCGGCACUAAAGGCACUGACUACAUUAACGCCUCCUACAUCAUGGGUUACUACAGGAGCAAUGAGUUCAUCAUUACCCAGCAUCCUCUGCCUCAUACCACAAAAGACUUCUGGAGAAUGAUCUGGGACCACAACGCACAAAUUAUUGUUAUGCUGCCUGCCAACCAGGGACUGGCAGAGGAUGAGUUUGUGUACUGGCCCAGUCGGGAGGAGGCCAUGAACUGUGAGGCGUUCACUGUCACCCUCAUCAGUAAAGACCGACUCUGUCUGUCCAACGAGGAACAGAUCAACAUCCACGACUUCAUCCUGGAGGCUACACAGGAUGACUAUGUUUUAGAAGUUCGUCACUUUCAGUGUCCCAAGUGGCCAAAGCCGGACGCCCCCCUCAGCAGCACCUUUGAGCUCAUCAACGUCAUUAAAGAGGAGGCGUCCACCCGCGACGGGCCCACCAUCGUCCAUGAUGAGGUGGGAGCAGCGUCGGCCGGCACGCUGUGCGCCCUCACCACUCUGUCCCAGCAGCUGGAGAGCGAGGGGGGCGCCGACGUCUACCAGGUGGCCAAGAUGAUCAACCUCAUGAGGCCCGGAGUCUUCACAGACAUUAACCAGUACCAGUACCUAUACAAAGCUCUGCUCAGCCUCGACAGCACCAAGGAAAACAGCCUGUGUACUCUGGACAGGGACAUUAAUGGGACCCUGGGGUCCAUGUCGGACCAGUCUGACCAGGCAGAGAGCAUGGAGUCACUGGUCUGA
Messenger RNA from Trematomus bernacchii (emerald rockcod), 4603 nucleotides. Its product is annotated as receptor-type tyrosine-protein phosphatase gamma-like. Gene Ontology annotation, biological process: protein dephosphorylation. The record is from RefSeq and is a predicted model, not a curated record. NCBI's taxonomy places the organism in Eukaryota, Metazoa, Chordata, Actinopteri, Perciformes, Nototheniidae. Gene Ontology annotation, molecular function: protein tyrosine phosphatase activity; protein binding.